CAGCAGCGGGGUCGGGCUGCAGCGACAAUAAAAGGUGGAGGAGUCCUCACUUCAUCCCAACCACUGAGUCUCCCCGCCACACACACACACACACACACACACACACACAUACACCAACUUCUGCGUUCAGGUGGAACAGACGGCGGGAAAACCACAUCCAAGAUGCAGAGGUGCUUCGGGAUAUUUUGCGUGUCGCUCAUCUUCUGCGCUGCUCUGUCUGAGACCAUCGGGCUGGUGAUCGCGGCGAAGGAGAAGCGUGGCUGGACACUGAACAGUGCUGGCUACCUGUUAGGUCCCCGUCGUAUUGAUCACCUAAUUCAGAUAAAGGAUUCUCCCAGUGCCAGAGGCAGAGACGAGCUGGUCACUCAAUAUGGAAUAGAUGGACACAGGACACUAGGAGACAAGCCGGGUCUGGCUGGCAAGAGGGACAUGGGUCAGGAGGAGGACUUCAGAACAGGUGCCCUAAGAAUAGCAGAUGAAGACAUCAUCCACAUUGUCAUUGACUUCCUGUCGUUCCUCAAACUUAAAGAGAUGGGAGCUUUGGACAGCCUGCCCUCCCCCGUGACUUCAGAUGAACUAGUGAAUCCCUAAUGGGACUGCCUUCCUGCUGUUCACCCCCCCCUCCUCCUCCCACAUCUAUGUUGAAUGUUGCUGAAUGUCACCUUACUGUAGCUCCAUCCAUGUUCUGACUGGAUCUGUCCUGGUACCAAAGAUCUGAUCCUGUAACUAUUUGUGAUGGAGGUUGAUUCUUUCCCCCAGUACUAACCUCAGAUCUUUCUGUUCCUGUGUAAAUAAAACUACUGUGGAUCAGUGAG
Messenger RNA from Seriola aureovittata, 815 nucleotides. It is a transcript of the gene gal, whose product is annotated as galanin/GMAP prepropeptide. NCBI's taxonomy places the organism in Eukaryota, Metazoa, Chordata, Actinopteri, Carangiformes, Carangidae. Bases 163 to 591 code for a protein of 142 amino acids. The transcript has 7 exons. Gene Ontology annotation, cellular component: extracellular region. The record is from RefSeq and is a predicted model, not a curated record. Gene Ontology annotation, molecular function: hormone activity.